AGUCUUCCACGCAUAUAUAUAUAUACACACACACACACAUCUCUCUCUCUCUCUCUCUCUCUCUCUCUGGGGAAGGAACUGAAAAUGGCGGUCCCUGUGAUUGACUUCUCCAAGCUCAACGGCGAAGAAAGGGCCAAGACUCUGGCUGAAAUAGCUCGCGCUUGCGAAGAAUGGGGGUUUUUCCAGCUGGUGAAUCAUGGAAUUGCAGAGGAAUUGUUGGAGAAGGUGAAGAAGCUUGCGUCGGAAUGCUACAAGGAGAGAGAGGAAGGGUUCAAGAGCUCGAAGGCCGUGAAGAUGCUCGACGAUUUGCUUCAGAGAAACUCAUUUUCUGACGAGAAGCUUGAAAACGUCGACUGGGAAGAUGUUUUCACUCUCUUGGAUCACAACGAGCACGAGUGGCCUUCCAACACUCCCGAUUUCAAGGAGACAAUGAAAGAGUACAGGGGAGAGAUAAGGAAGCUAGCGGGCAAGAUGAUGGAAGUGAUGGAUGAGAACUUGGCUUUACCUAAAGGGUACAUCAAGAAAGCCUUCAACGAAGGAAUGGAAGAUGGAGAAGAGACAGCCUUUUUCGGUACCAAAGUCAGCCACUAUCCACCGUGCCCUCAUCCUGACCUCGUCCCUGGCCUCCGAGCCCACACCGACGCUGGAGGAGUGGUCUUGCUCUUCCAGGACGACCAAGUGGACGGUCUCCAAGUCCUCAAGGACGGUGUCUGGAUCGAUGUUCAGCCAUUACCCAACGCCAUUGUCAUCAACACUGGUGACCAGAUUGAGGUCCUCAGCAAUGGCAGGUACAAGAGCGCAUGGCACAGAGUGUUGGCCAAGAAAGACGGUAACAGAAGGUCGAUAGCGUCAUUUUACAACCCGUCUUACAAGGCAACGAUCGGACCGGCCAAGGAGCUGAGCGAGAAGGCAAAGGAGGAAGAAGCUAAGUAUCCAAAGUUUGUGUUUGGAGACUAUAUGGAUGUCUACAGUGAGCAGAAGUUCACGCCUAAGGAGCCCAGGUUCCAAGCUGUCAAGGCUCUGUAAUCAUUUUAUAAAACUAUGAGAAAUCAUAAUCUUAUGAUUUGACAUUUAUCAGAUUUUUAAUCAAAUAUGUACCAUGAAAUUGUGUACUCAAGUUUGGUGUUUUUUUUUGUCUUUUUUGUUUCUUUUUUUUUUUUUAAUUAUCUUAUAUUUGUUUUGUUUUUAGCAAGAGAUGUUUCACUUGAACAUCUGAAGUGUUCCCAUCUGUAUUAUUGGCUUUGAGCACGUGCUUUUUUUUUUUA
Messenger RNA from Tarenaya hassleriana, 1265 nucleotides. Its product is annotated as 1-aminocyclopropane-1-carboxylate oxidase 5. The transcript has 4 exons. The coding region runs from base 85 to 1026 and encodes 313 amino acids. NCBI's taxonomy places the organism in Eukaryota, Viridiplantae, Streptophyta, Magnoliopsida, Brassicales, Cleomaceae. The record is from RefSeq and is a predicted model, not a curated record.